CGGCCCGGCCCGGCAGCGGAGCGCGCUCCGCUUGCGGGCCGCCGCUCCCCGGCCGCGGCCUCGGUCCGUCUGUCUUUCCGUGCUCGCUUCCCUCCCGCGGGGCACGUGGUGGGGCUGCGGCCGCCCCUGCCCCGCCGGGCCCGCCCGAGGGCCGCGGCCGCCCCCGGUCCCUGCGCGCCGCAGGCCGGGCCCGGGCCGGGACGUCCCUCGUGGAGCGGCCGCCCGAGCCCCUCGCUCCCGGCCGGGGAGGCCGCGGUGCCUCGAGCUGCUGUGUGCCUCUGGAAGUGACAGCGGAAGCAGCUGUCCGUGUCCAGUUUUAGGACUUGAAACUCCGCUCGGAUUCUGGUGACUUACAAGGAAAUGACCCUGUGUGAGAUAUGGCUCGUGGACAGCAGAAGAUUCAGUCGCAGCAGAAAAAUGCCAAAAAGCAAGCUGAGCAAAAAAAGAAACAAGGACAUGAUCAGAAGGCUGCAGCCAAGGCUGCCUUGAUAUAUACCUGCACUGUCUGUAGGACUCAAAUGCCGGAUCCCAAGACCUUCAAACAGCACUUUGAAAGCAAGCAUCCUAAGACUCCACUUCCUCCAGAACUGGCUGAUGUUCAGGCAUAAAGUUGUCUACAGGUGAAGUCAUGACACCUAUUGACUCUUCUACUGUCAGACCUUACAUAACAAACCUGCAGCUGCUUUUCUAAAACUGUUGAUCAGCAAAAAUGAAGGGGCUACAGAAACAUUCAUAUUUUUAUGCUGUUCCCUCUUGGGCUUCAUGCAAAGACAAUUCUGUGUAAAUGUACAGUUGUGCCCUAUUUGGAAAUCCUAAAAAAUCAGUCCAUACUUGUUAUAAAAAAUUUUUUACAAUUGUAAUUAUAUUGAUGUUCAUAUUGUGUAAAAUAACUCACUUAAUAAAGUAGUACUUUGAUUUUACAAUA
Serinus canaria (Common canary) is the source of this 925-nucleotide messenger RNA. It is a transcript of the gene ZNF706, whose product is annotated as zinc finger protein 706. The record is from RefSeq and is a predicted model, not a curated record. The transcript is spliced from 4 exons. Lineage: Eukaryota; Metazoa; Chordata; Aves; Passeriformes; Fringillidae. The coding region runs from base 378 to 608 and encodes 76 amino acids.